Dinoponera quadriceps is the source of this 5762-nucleotide messenger RNA. RefSeq lists its product as uncharacterized. The record is from RefSeq and is a predicted model, not a curated record. NCBI's taxonomy places the organism in Eukaryota, Metazoa, Arthropoda, Insecta, Hymenoptera, Formicidae. Bases 1026 to 1709 code for a protein of 227 amino acids. The transcript is spliced from 5 exons.
UCUUCGACGAUCGUCUGUCUUUCGGAUCAUUUCGCGACGUUCGCCGCCUUCAUCUCUUUCUCUCUUUGACGACUUGUCAACCCCGUCUGCUUUUACGCGGCCGGCUCAGACCACCGGCGCCGCUUCGCGCUUCAUCGGCCCCGGCAACGCCGCGGAUUCUUCGGGCGAUCACUCGGCCGAAUCGCCAAUUCGAGCCAGGUGCGAAUCGUAAAUAUGCGCGCCGCAUCUCCCGCGUAGCGACUCCGCCGUGCGAAAAUCCAGGACAGAGACCGUAAGAAGCGAUCGGGGCGAUCCGCAUCGCGGAUCCGAGUGCGCGCGCCGGCGUGAGAACGCUGUUAAUUACCCGCAAGGUCGCAACGUCGGAGUAACGUUACAUACAGCGGGACGUGUGUGUCGGUGCGGAAGAAGCGAUCGAGAUUGUGUCUGCUCUCCCAGCGCUCGCUCGAUCUAAAUCGAUCGCUGUGAGAAAUCUCUCCGGGGAGUUCGAUUAAUCGCCGCCGCGUUAAUCGAGCGCCAAUUACACGCUCCUUCUGUGAUGCCAUGAGGAAAAAGGAGAAAAAACAGGCGCGGGACGAAGGUUGUUUGCUCGCUUCGCCGAGACGCUAAUGUCGAUGAGGCGGCGAAAAGUGAUCGUCGGGAUCGUCGGGCUCGCACGGUCGUGAGACGAGACGAGACAACUUGGACGGCCGAGAGUAACGAGAGUAAUCGACCUCCGGCCGUUGCGAAUUUAUUACGUCUACCACGCGCAGCCGGUGCUGCGCCGGCAAUCAUCCUUCCCGACUUCGGCUUCGCGCUAUACAUCUUAAAUACUUCUCUCUUCGACGUGACCGAGCCGCGCGCGUGUUUCCGUAACGGUCUGUCGAUCAUCGUUCCAAUUUUCUCUCGAUAUUGUUAAUGGGAGACAGCAAUCGGAAGGAUUUAUAAAUCAUAACGAUUACGCGCGGACGCGGUAGACGAGAAAGAGAGAGAGAGAGGGAGAGAUCGAGGAUUACAAUGCCGGGAUCAAGGAUCCAUCGAGGUAACAGAUGUCCAGGUAUCUCGAUCUGAUACUCAUUGUCACGGCGUUCACGCAAGUAUACGGAGCCAAGAAAUGCGAGGGUAACGGCCUAGGUCUGAAAUACGUUUGGGGCGACGCGCUCACCGAUCCUGACGAUUGCAUAGGUCCUAAUAACAUGCAGUACCCCUCAGCCGCGAUAUCGAGGAGCUUCAAGAAUCUUUGGGCGGGCAGUAGUCGAACCGCGCGAUCGCAUCAGCCACGGACGAUUGAUCCUGAACUGACGAGGCAGGCGCUUCUGCACAACUACAAAGCGGCCCAUGGAGACUACUCUAUCGCCGGAAACUCCCGGAACGGCCGUGGGUUUUCCGCGAAAGAAAGUUGCGGCUCACCUGCCCGGCUCUGCAAAACGAGGUACAACACCACAGCGCCUAUGUACGGCAUCAGUCUCACCAGCGGGCAACCGGUAACAAUCGUUCAGAAGUUCCCCGAUCUCCUGCAGCAAGUGGUCUUCGAGGUUUGCGAAUCGAAGGAAUGCGACGUAGUUCACGGUGAGUGCACGCAGACCUACGUACCAUACCUGUUUCUGGUGAUUCCUCUCGGUCCAGUGACCUUGACCGGCCAGGAUUACGUGCUGGUGGAGAGCGGUUGCGUCUGCAAGCCGAGAAAUUCGGCGAGUGCGUCCGCCGACCCGCCGACCGUUCCGAGCUUUUAACUAGAUCGCGCGGGGAUCGUGCGAGAUCACGGGAGCGUCUCGAUAUCUCGGAUCUUGUCUUUCGUUCUCUCCCCGCACGGGACGAAAGGACUCACAUUGCGAAACCGUGUGCUUACUCGGGCGUCCUUCCAUCCAGGUAGAGAGCGUCAUAUUUCCAACGCCAGUGUUCUCGGGACCAUCGGUGCACGCGACGCGAAGAGUACUCUCUGAGUGCUUCCGGACUGGGACACCCGAUGAGUGAGAGUCGAAUCAGUCUGUCUGUUUAUCCUACUCGAGCCGUAUUUACUCUUUUCGGGCUAUAUUCUUUAUUUUUUUUCUUCUUCUUAUGAUUAUAACUAGAAUCUCAAUUUGCCUUUGCGGCCCGUUUGAAGCGCACAACUUUGCGUUCGAAGCGAAUUCUACAAAUCCCACAGAGCUAGCCCGCUCUCGCUCCGAAUUCCUCGAUUGUAACGACUUAUCGAUUCAUUUCCGCAAACAAACCGGCGACAUUCGAAUGCCGCGGUGCAUCCGUUUCUGCAUUUUGCUAAGCAGCUCCGGUAAACGUGAAAAAGCGCAAACACGGCUUGAGCGUCUCUCUCCGAGCAUCUUCUCCUUGCCCUCUUUCUUUCUCGUGCCAAAAGCUCCGGCGGGACAUAUUCCGCCGGCAUGAAAAAGCAAAUCGGGGCAGUGAUUGCGGCCGUAUCGCGGAAUCCGGUCUCGGAAUUCGAUCGAGUUCGCUAGACUCGCCCCGAGCCGGUUUCGUGCAGGUGCAAUAAUGCCUCAGGUGAAACUUCGUGUCCACCGGCAGGAUCGUCCACGAGCGCUCCCUCGAGCGCUAUCAUUGUCAUAAAGUUAUAUCAUGCGCGUGCGCGCGCUAUUACAUAUUGCAAUAAGAUAAACGCGGAAUCCUGCAGAAUCGCGGACGCGGCAGAUCACCGGCGACUUAUUCGAACAAGCGAUCGUCGCAUUAACUUAUCUUUACGGUGUAAUUACUUGAAAAUCGUCCUAUCGUCCGACGGACAGCGGUCGGACAAAUUUUUCCCCCGCCGUUCCAUGAUAUAUAUUGACAGAAUCGAAAUUCGCGUCAUGUGUCCCGUAGAAACGGGUGUAUGCGAAAAAACGGAGCUGCGACGAGAUUUUACUCGGGAAGCGGGAUGAACGCGACACGCUUCCUCGUCAGCAUCCUGGAUAGAGAUUAAUUCUAGUGUGCUUCAAGUCUGCAAUAGACAGGCAUGCUCCAAAAUAGGCCGACCCUUGUUAGACUUAGAUGUAUUUUGGAAAAACAAAACCUUAAUAAUUUCGUGAAUAGACUGUGAGUAAGCAUUGACGUGGGGUACUCUUAACAAAGCCUGUGACUUAUAGGGCCCGGUUAGAACUUGGAUAGAUUUACAAAAUCGGCUCUAAAUUGUUAACGAACGUUACUUAUUUCUAUAUAAGGUUUAGAUAGAAAUGAAGACAAAUUGUAUGGAGCCUUUCGAGCGGCUAUUUUAAAUUUCUAUCUGGGAAUCGUGGUGUGAACAACGCGAGAGUCCGAGAGACGCUCCGAAAGUGUCUGAAGGAUUAAGAUGUCUAGAAGAUUUCUUUACGGCGUCUUUUGCGCUGCCCGUGGCAGUAACGUUCGCAAUACCGGCGAUGAGCAUCUUCCGUUUGUCUCGUAUAUUAUCAGCAUCGUCGUCCCCGCCGUCGCCACGACUUCAGCUUCAGCCUGCUAUUAACCCAGAGAAGGAGAGAUAGAGAGAGAGAGAGAGAGAAAGAAAGGGUCAAGAUCACCAGGACGACGGGGGCAAAGGCAGACGCGCGUUUCCUGUCCCGCUUAUGUUACACGCGAGGCUUCCCUGCGAUACGCCACUGCCCUGCUUGCGCGCUUCACAGAAACCGGACCUCGUAACAAACCUGCAUCGGGACGGACUUACGUACGUUCGGCCCGUAGAUACGUCGAGAAUAGAACGCACCGUGAAUUCCGAUGAGCGUGAUGUACCGUUAGUCGCUUUGCGGGAUCCCCCUCGCGCGUCCUCGGACUCGCUACUUCUCACCUGCUCCUCAUCUCACGGUGAUGAGAUGCGCUGCGCGGUGCGGCCGCCGAAAGUUGCGACGCGAUCGCAACGCUCGGAAUUGCAUUCCAUGCGAAUGCGAUUCCGUGCGAAUGCGGGAUCACAAGAUCGGGUAUUUGUCGCGGAUGAUCGUCACGCGUUUCCACGUAGCGGCACGUGGAUCACGACACACCGACGUAACGAGACCAUUCCCGCGUAAUCAAGGUAGAAGAAAGAGCCGGGCUUCUGUUUCUUCGCUUCUCCCGCGACGACAGGUCGGAUGAUCGCCCUUGAAUCCUCGGUGUCGGAAGAGAAGAACGGUAAUUUCGAGCGAAAACGUACGCGUUAGAUGAACUUCCUCAUUUCCGCAUUCGUCAUCUUUUGUAUUUAUAGUUGUAACAUGCAUUCACACGUAUUUAUAAUUUAUUAUUAGAUUAUUAUAUAUUGUGUAAGACUCGAGUAAAUAUUUUUCUCCCCCUUCCAUCUACCUCCGCGCGUCUCUAUUUCUAGUUAAUAUAAGAUUAUUAAUUGAUUUUUACAGACAACUGAUAUAUCUGCUGCGCCCAUUUUUGCUCGACAGGCGCAACCGUCGACGGCACUCCGUAGAACGUGCGCGCGGGCGCGAGAUGAUCAUUGCGUAAUUAAUUGUCGGAUCUCGCUCUACAUUGUAAAUCAUGCCAGCGUACUCCUCUCGCCUGCGUUUUCGUAGUUACUACACGUCUCUUAAUUGAUUUUGCUGUUGCACGAUAACUAGUAGCCACUAUAUAACGCGUGAUGAUCGCCGUGUGAUUUACGAUGUACGCGAAAGAAAUACACGCAACGAGCGAGAUUCCUGGCGCCGUUGAAAGAUACAUACACACAGACAGAAAGACGGUUCGCUCCAGCCCGCUCCGGCAUUCUCUAUUUUCCGUGCAUAACGGUAUUGAGAGAGUCGCCUACGUGCAAAUAGGAUAAAGAAAAACUUUUAUCGCUUUUCUCUUGCUCUCUCGAUGCGAGUGAAUUACAUACACGGAUCGUAAAUGUAAAUACACGCACGUGAAGUGGACAUAUAUAAGCGCAUAUGCGAUAAAAAUGUGUAAAUGUUAAAUAGUCGACACCUUAUAAUUCGGUUUUCACUCAAACUUCACAUUUCACUUUGCGAGCAGACAGAAGAAAUCAUUGUAACAUCGUCAUUUUACGCGAGAAAAUAUCUCUCCUGCCUAAAGCACUUUACUCAAUGUAUUACAUUUACUUAAAGUGCGUCUGUUUUAUAUUCACUGUCCAAGUUACAGACAUAUCAUCACCAAACUGUCAUUGGCACAGUUGUCCAUGUCUUGUCCCUUGCGCGGCUAUGUUUGACUGCCCGCUGAAAAUGAUCCUGCGACUAAAGAGUCAUCAAUAAUAUGGCCUUACAGUGCUCGCUCAACCAUAAUUCCUUUUUUCAGUGGUCGAACCCUUCAAUGAGCUGAAAGAUGUCAGUAAAUUACAGCUGUCGCUACAGAAGUUUCCCGCGGCUUCUAAUAUGUUUCGUACCACGUAAAAAAUUUGCCAUGUGCGUGGUUGCAACCUUUUAUUUACAAAAUGUGCGGCACCAAAAGGGAGAAAACACGAAAUAUCGAAAGCGAUGGAUCAUUUAAGGAGAAGCAGUACACUUUUUGUGCGUUCUCGCGAUUAUAAUUUAUUAACUCGCUUCUUUGUCCAGCGGAGUACGUCAACAAGAUAUUAAUACAUCCAUGUGGUACGUCAUGCUUGUUCUGGUUAUUGAAAUAUUUACGACCGUGCAGUCCAACUUUUGUGUUUCGAGAAAUCCGUUGAAAGCAUGCGUGAUAUGUCGCAAAAGAGGCGGCGACUUUUUGUCGACGAUAAAAGAUAAAGUUUUUUUCAACUUUGGUAUGGAUUAUACGAGAUAAUAUAAUGGCAUUCUCCUUUUCAUUAUCAAUGAAUCUUCAAAAUUAUUGUCAUAGUUAAUGUUUUAUAAAUUUUUCCUCCAAUAGAUUCUUAAAUGUACAAUCGCGGAAUCUCAUAUGAAAUCGAAGACAAUAAAUCAUUUAAAGUUCGGUGGAAA